UGGCACCGCGCGGCGAGGUCCUUAGUAAAUAAUAAUACAGAUUUUUUUAUAUUUCUUCUAUAUUUUAAAAGUUAUCUAUAUGCCUUUACUUCUAUUUAGCUUACAGCUCUAAUGUGCAGUUGUAUUGAUCUGUGUAAAACCUGAACUUCGAACUUACACGACCAAAGUAAAUCUCACCGAAGCUCGUAAAACUGACAGUGGAGGAAAUAUUUCCAUUAAAACAGGAGCUACGAUUCAAGACAAUGAACGGAACCACAUUGAGCUACUCCUACACGCUUAACGUUUCGGAGAAGUUGACAAACGAGACGCAAGAGGCUUCACCGUCGCCACAGACAGCAGGCUACGAAAACAUCAUAGACAAGAAAUGGGUUCAAGCCAUUUUCUGCGUCAUAUACACAACCAUAUUCGUCUUAGGCUUACUCGGGAACAUGAUAGUUUGUUACGUCGUCAUAAGAAACAAAGCGAUGCAAACAGUUACCAACCUUUUUAUAAGUAAUUUAGCACUAUCCGACAUCCUCCUCUGUAUAUUCGCGGUACCAUUUACACCUCUGUAUUCCUUCCGCGGCACUUGGAGUUGGGGUACAUUGUUAUGCCACAUGAUGCCUUCGGCCCAGGGUUGCAGUGUAUACAUAUCAACUUUAACACUUAUGUCUAUAGCGAUCGAUAGGUUUUUCGUAAUAAUAUACCCUUUCCGACCGAGGAUGAAGAUCGAGACGUGUAUUUUAGUCAUUAUUAUGAUAUGGAUCUUCUCUAUAACGGUCACUUUACCGUACGCAAUAUUUAUGUCGUAUUACGAUUUAGAGAUCGGUAGAUUCUGUGAGGAGUCUUGGCCGACUGAAAGAUUGAGACGUAUCUUCGGUUCGAUAACUUCUGUCCUUCAAUUUGUUUUGCCAUUCACUGUGAUCGCUUUCUGUUACACUUGCGUUAGUUUUAAAUUGAACGAUCGGGCGAAAGCUAAGGCUGCGAGCAAGAAUACCCGUAAAGAAGAGUUCGAUAAGUAUAGAAAACGUCGCACGAAUCAAAUGUUGAUAACUAUGGUCACUAUAUUCGGUGUUUCUUGGCUGCCUUUAAACGUGACCAAUCUGUACAAUGACUACUACAUGUACGCGAUUCAUUCGAAGUUUUACUUUCUAAUAUUUUUCAUAUGUCACGUGGUAGCGAUGUCUUCAACAUGCUACAACCCUUUCAUUUACGCGUGGAUGAACGAAAACUUUAGGAAGGAGUUCAAACAAUUGAUACCCUGUAUAGAUACAUCCGUGCAGGUCCGAAGCAAUAUUCCAUUAGAGCAAUUAGGUGUGCUACAAUCGGAGAAAACGUUUAACGGGAACACGGCAACGGAUAGUUUAGGUUCUAGCUCUCAAAGAGCCGCUUCAUUUCGACAUAAAAGGAAGCCGAGCGCUGCGGCCGACGUGGAGAGGAGCGGUGUGGAGUUGAACGAGGACUUGUUGGUGGUGGACGUGAAACAUUGCCACAUAUCGACCAGCUAUAACUUGAGACGCGAGUCCGUGCAGUUGAGGCUGAUUAACGAGGAGUCCUUUGAUAGCGGCCCGUCACAGAGUCAAUUCUAACGGUUGAUUUCAUGGGUGCGGCGGAGUAGACGUUCCCACGUGUAAAAAAAACUGGACCUAGGUACCUACUUUGAAAAAUCCCAAUAUUUUUGGAAAAUGUUUUUUGUACAGAACCUCAUUGCUGAUUUUGAUGACUAUGAAACUACGAUACGCUUAUGAAUUUUUAUAAUCUCUUGAUACGGAUGAAGUUUUAACCCUUUUUAAAAUAUUAUGAAUUUAUUUAAAGUAUUUGACGCACAAAACUUAGAUACCCGGAAUAGCACCACUGCCACUUUUCCCUAUAAAGCCUAGCGUCCACUAGCUCGCAGACAGAUAGGGUAAACCAGGGUAAACAUUUGGGUUGGAAGUUGGCACCCUUUUGGAACCUAUUUAAGGGUCAUAGUGAAGUCAGGUCAUAAUGAAAAAUAAGCGUUUAGUUAUUCCAAUUAGGGUUAUCAGCUUUUAUGCCUUUAUGACCUGCACGCCACUAUUCACCUCCCUAUAAUUUAAUUGUGAAAAACUGACGUUUUAAACGCCACGUACGGAUCAGAA
Molecule: messenger RNA, 2099 nt
Organism: Maniola jurtina (meadow brown)
Lineage: Eukaryota; Metazoa; Arthropoda; Insecta; Lepidoptera; Nymphalidae
Gene: NGR-A7
Product: prolactin-releasing peptide receptor-like
Exons: 3
Coding region: 243-1568 (441 amino acids)
Biological process (GO): G protein-coupled receptor signaling pathway
Cellular component (GO): neuron projection; plasma membrane
Molecular function (GO): neuropeptide binding; neuropeptide Y receptor activity
Source: RefSeq, a predicted model, not a curated record